Molecule: messenger RNA, 1698 nt
Organism: Phaeodactylum tricornutum CCAP 1055/1
Lineage: Eukaryota; Bacillariophyta; Bacillariophyceae; Surirellales; Neidiaceae
Exons: 1
Coding region: 133-1698 (521 amino acids)
Source: RefSeq, a predicted model, not a curated record
CGCUUUUACUGCUUUGCGGAGCCGUCUUUUUCGACAGAGGUUCGAAUGGCACGGCUGUUUCGUCAAGAGCUUCAUUGAGCGCGCACGUUGCAAAAUUAAAGCACGCUACGGCUGUCCAAGUUCCAACUUAUUAUGAACGACCCUGAUAUUGUGAACGACCGUCUAGCAAAGAUAGUGAGUUUGUUCACCAUGGAUGGCGCCGAUGACGAGUUUAUCAUCGAAGGGACAGGACAAGUCGUUAUUCCGGCGUCCGUGAACGCGGCUGUGUUUGAGGAGACAAUUUUGAGGGGUGAGAAAGGGUGGUCGUCUGUAAUUACAGGAUUAGUUCUGCUUUUAGGUUCUGUUUCGGUUCUUGCUGGACUAGCGGUAAAUCGAUCAAAGAAGGCCACUCCAGCUCCGGGAGAAGAGUCAUACUCGACACAUGAGGGAUCUGAAUCUAUGACAAGCUUCGCAAAUCCUCGUCGUACGGCGGCUUCCCCUUCAUAUGGCCCCGACGGCCUUCGCGUCCCUACAACGCAAGAGGGUGAGCGACCCAUCACUCCUGCUCUCGUUGUUGACAAACAAAAUGCUUCUGAUCUGUCACAUUCAUCGCAGCGUCUUUGUAGCCGAAUGGUCGAGUUCGAAAAGUUAUACUCGAUAAAUAAUACUUCACAGAGAAACCAAGAUGUGUUUGAGCAAACGCGAAAACUAGCACGGGAUGCAAAACUCAUCAGAGCAGCCAUGCAUAAGGAAGGUCUAUCAACAAAUGACAAUGACGCCCUCACAGUUGCGACCCUCCGCCACACUACAGAAAUGAUUAUCCAAUCUAGGCGGCAUGACGAAUCACAAUGGUAUUACUACGAUAGCCAACAGAGGCUUGUGGAUAGAGAAAUUGGACAACGUCGUCACCAAGAAAAGAUGUCAGCCAUCCAACAAGACAAACUUGGGCUUGCCAAGCUGAUGAAUGCACGAAAUUCAGCUUUGCAAACGGUCUCGAUGUCGGCCAAAAUCGGGCUAGGUACGAUUGUCCUAAUCAAACCUUUUUUCAUAUUUUACCGAUUUUUGGUUGACAGCAAGGACUACCCGGUUUCCGGAUGGGUACAUCUCGCGGUGCAAUUGGUAAAUGCCGGUGCGAGUACCGUGUUUAUGUUUCAAGAUCAGUGCCCACUCAUCAAGUGCCUUUCUCUCCAGAUGUGUUCAACGGCAUGCUCGGCAACGGAAGAUAGAGUCAGUACAGGAGCGCUCUACACUUUCUACUCGCUGCUUCCCUCUAUCAGCGUCGGAGCAAGCACAAGUUGGACAUGGGCGUGUCUUGCACAAAUUUUUGGGUUCCUGGUCAGUUUGACGGUGCUCAACAUGACAUUUAGUCUGUUCAAGUUCCUGCCCCCAUUUAUUCAUAGUAUCAUAUCUACGGGGGCGUUCGCGAUAGUGCUUUCGAGGUUGUUGGUAGAAAACAUCUCUUGGACUUUGGUUGCACUUCAAGUAACAAUCACGAGUACCUAUGCCUGUUUUUUGCAAUACCAAUUCUGGAGGUAUCGGCGCGCCAGGUUGGAAGACGGGUUCCGUACCGUACAGUCGGUGGAUGCUGUUGUUGCUAGAUUUGAAGAUUGGGCCUUUUGUGCCUUGUGGACACCAGUCAUAGUUUUGGCGUGUGGAAUGGGCCAGCUUGCCGUCGAAAGCGGGCAGCUAGCCAUUUCUAUACCUGCACUACGGUUAUAG